AUGGCCCCCAAGAAACACCUCGUCCUCGACGUCGUCGGCACCUGCGUCUCCUUCACCGCCUUCUACGCCCAAAUCGCGCGCACCCUCGGCCCCCGCCUCCUCGCCCACAACAUCUCCCCCGCCCACUUCGGCUACACCUGGAAAGAGGCCGCCGAGCUCGAGUUCUACCUCCUGCUGCAGUCCGAGCGCGGCCUCCCCUACCCGCGCGUCCUCGCCGCCGUCUUCGCCCGCACCCUCGUCAUGGCCGGCGUGCCCGCCGGCCCGGUGCGCGCCGGCGCCUUCGCCAGUCGCGAGGAGAGGGACGUGUGCGUGCGGGCCUACACGGACGGGCUGGAGCUGCGGGACGGGUGCCGGGAGAUGGUGGAGCGGCUGCGGGGGGAGGGCUGGCUGGUGUGGUGCUUGACGAGUGGGGAGAAGGGGAGGGUGAAGGGGUAUUUUGAGAAGGGGGGGUUGGUGAUGGAGGAGGAGAGGAUCGUGAGUUGUGCGGAGCUGGGCGAGAGGAUGGGGACGGGGCAGGGCGCGCUGUACAAGCCGUGUUUGGCCGCGUACCGGGCGGUGUUGGGCUUGUUUGCGGAGGAGGACGAGAAGUGGUUUGGGGCGGCGCAUAUGUGGGAUGUGUCGGCGGCGGUGAAGGCUGGCUUUCGAGGCGCCUACUGCUCCAUCUACGACCAGGAUCCCUGCGCAGAGAUCUUCGAUACCGAGACGAUGGACGUGAUGGCCGAGACCCUGCCCGAGAUGGCCGACAAGAUGAUCGCGCUCACCUCGCCGUAG
Drepanopeziza brunnea f. sp. 'multigermtubi' MB_m1 is the source of this 771-nucleotide messenger RNA. RefSeq lists its product as uncharacterized. The record is from RefSeq and is a predicted model, not a curated record. Lineage: Eukaryota; Fungi; Ascomycota; Leotiomycetes; Helotiales; Drepanopezizaceae.